Brassica napus (rape) is the source of this 827-nucleotide messenger RNA. Its product is annotated as non-specific lipid transfer protein GPI-anchored 20. The transcript has 2 exons. Lineage: Eukaryota; Viridiplantae; Streptophyta; Magnoliopsida; Brassicales; Brassicaceae. The record is from RefSeq and is a predicted model, not a curated record. The coding region runs from base 70 to 687 and encodes 205 amino acids.
UUCUUCAUCACAAUCCACUUCAAACACAAACCUCAAAAGAACAACAAACAAAGCUUUAAUCGAUCAACAAUGUCGAAGAUCCCGGUUAUAACCAUUGUCGUGGCCUUACUCGCAGUGCUAGCUUUGCCGGUUCGCAGCCAGCAACCGCCGCUUAGCCAAUGUACGCCGUCUAUGAUGACCACCGUGGGUCCUUGUAUGAGCAUUUUAACUAACAGCAGUACCAACGGAACUUCACCUUCCUCUGAUUGUUGUAACUCGUUGAGGUCUUUAACUACGGGAGGAAUGGGCUGUCUCUGUCUUAUUGUCACCGGAAGUGUUCCUUUUAAUAUUCCGAUUAACCGUACAACCGCAGUCUCUCUUCCACGUGCUUGUAACAUGCCUAGAGUUCCUCUUCAAUGCAACGCCAACAUUGCUCCAGCUGCUGCUCCUGGACCUGCUGGUACAUUUGGACCGGCCAUGUCUCCAAGUCCAGCAACAACUCCAGUUGUUCCAGAGCCUACUCCAGCAGCUCAGACACCACAGUCUGAUACAACCAGACCUUUUACACCAACCGUGGACGGUGCUGCUCCUACGUCUGAUGAUGGAGGAAGCACCAGUCGACCAUCUGUUACUCCUUCGUCCUCCUACGCUCUCUCACCAUCCCUUCUCUUCCUUGUUGUCAGCCUCGUAGCUCUCAAAUUCUACUGAUUUCAUUGUUUCUUUAAUUUUCUCUGUCUUCAUCCUCAUGUGAUUUGAUUUAUGCAUCUCUCAAACCAUUUAUUGGUCAUUUCUUUGUGGAAUAAGCUUGUGUAUAUUUUGUAAUUGUGUGAGAAUUUUUACUUUGUAUA